Messenger RNA from Rattus rattus (black rat), 1981 nucleotides. It is a transcript of the gene Polr1g, whose product is annotated as CD3e molecule associated protein. The record is from RefSeq and is a predicted model, not a curated record. The coding region runs from base 300 to 1676 and encodes 458 amino acids. Lineage: Eukaryota; Metazoa; Chordata; Mammalia; Rodentia; Muridae. The transcript is spliced from 3 exons. Gene Ontology annotation, biological process: transcription by RNA polymerase I.
AGAAACCACGUAAACAAAGCUGUCGGGGGAGCAGACACUCGGAGAUCGGAGCUAACUUGCAUUUCUGACGAACAGGGAAUUGAUUUCUCCCUGUAGGGUAUUGUUGAGGAAUUAAUCAAUCCUCUGAUGUGUGAAUUUUAAGAGUGGAGUUUAGCAGGGUUCUACAAAUAGUGACAGCGCUGAGCCACGACCCGGCUCUCUUACGCGGCUUGGAUGCUUCCGGGUGCCGCCCCACCCUUGGGCUCCACGUGGUGGGCAGCGUUCGGCGCAGGUCCUGCGUGGACUUCUCCAGAGUUGGGAUGGAGGGUACCUCGGCCUGUGGUGCCACUCGGUUCUCCUGCCCACCCCACUUCACGGCGAUGUCUCCAGACUCGGAUCCCCCCCGUUUCUCCUUGGAGGCGCUUACAGGUCCAGAUACGGAAGUGUGGCUUAUCCGAGCCCCUGCAGACUUCGCCCCACAAUGCCUCAAUGGGCGGCGUGUGCCUCUCUCUGGCUCCAGGACUGUUAAGGGCAAACUGGACGGCAAGAAGCACCGAUACCGGGUCGUUACCAGCGGCCCCCAGGCUGGGGAAGCCACCUUGCUCACAUCUUCAAUGGAGGCAGGUGGCAGGCUCGCCUGUGCCCCCGCCCCCAACGGAAGCUUAAGGAUUAUGGAGGGUCCUCAGGAAUAUCUUAUCUCUCGGGUCCCCCUGCAGCCGAUCCCCACAAGCCUGCCACCUCAGAUCCCUGCUGGCCUGCGGCCUCGCUUCUCUGCCUUCGGAGGCAGCCCUCCUGUCACAGGGCCGGGUUCAGCCUCGGCUCUGAGGUCCCCCACUUCAGGGAAGAGGAAAAAGAAGAGAAAGGAUGCAGAGGCCUCAGACACUCAGGAGGCCGUGAACAGGCACGAGGCCAUGAAAGUGGAAACAGCCUGGGGUGACCUAGGAAUGGAUGUGAAGAAGAAGAGAAAGAGGCAUCACGUGGAUGAGGAGGCAGAGGCUAAGGGGCUGGAGCCCGUGGCUGAGCUGGCCGAGCUGCCAGUCCCCUCUGCCACCAGCAGCAAGAAGAGGAAGAAGUCCAAGGGGGCAGAGACACUCCAGGCGGAAGAGGAUCCGGGGCACAUGGAACCCGUGGCUCAGACAGAGCCUCCUGAGGGGCCCUUCCUGUCUCCUACCAAAAAGAGAAAGAGGCAGAAAGAAGCUGAAGGGGUAGAGGAAGUGGAUGGCACCAUGGCUGACUCUCAGCCACAGGUCACUGUGGAACCCCACGAGGAAACCAUCCUACUGUCCCCCACAAAGAAGAGGAGAAAAGAAAAGAGACAGAAUUUGGUGAUGGAGGCAGAGAUGGGCCUCCCUGGAGUGCUCAUGGAGACGGAGCUUUUAGAACCAGGGCUUCAGGCUGAAGUAGCUCCUGUGUCCCCCAAGAAGACAAAGAAGAAGAAAAAGGGGAAGUGUGUGGAUGAGGCACUGGCCGUGGCAGCAGAGGCGACAGAGGCUGCACUUCCAGCUGAUUUUGAGCCCCACGGGGCUCCAGUACCCAGCAAGAAAAAAGAGAGAGGACAGAAAGCAACAGAGCCUGGGUCUGAGGUGACCGACCCAAGACAAUCUGAGGAACCAGAGCCCAGGGCAGGUCAGGGAUCCCCCAAGAAGAAGAAAAAGAAGGAUCAGGAAAGUAGGGUACAAAACACCAUUCCCCACUGAGAGAUGUCUCCCACGGGACAGGAGGAGCCAUCACACCACCCUGAGGAAGGGGAAAGGGAGGAACUUGCAGGGCUAAGGUCAGACAUCAGCGGUGUAGCCGCUCCCUGCUCCCUCCCCAAGCAAACAUGCACAACCACAAGAGCCUGGGCAUGGAAAUGCUUUAUUGUGUGACACGGGGCCUCGGUGGCAGGGGGUCAUCGGGGCACUUUGAGGAAGGGUUCAUGUAGUACUUCAAAAAGCCUGCGGGCCUGAAGGCAAGGGGAGAGGAGAACUUGUCAUUAAAGAUGCUGUUUGCCUGCUCUGUU